Messenger RNA from Cuscuta epithymum, 727 nucleotides. The record is from the annotation of a GenBank genome assembly. NCBI's taxonomy places the organism in Eukaryota, Viridiplantae, Streptophyta, Magnoliopsida, Solanales, Convolvulaceae.
GGAAGGUCGAUGGCGAUGAACAACGGAUUAAGAUCGUGCGCCUCCAAGCUCCUUGCGUCCGCCGAUUCAUUGGCCCUCAAGACUGUGAACAGAGGACUUCACUCAACAGGCAUGAAGAAAAUGGGUGGACAUGCACAUGGCCAUGACGAGCCAUUCUACCUUCAUGCAAAACACAUGUACAACUUGGAUAGGAUGAAACAUCAAAAGCUGAAGAUGAGUCUCAGUGUGCUUGCUGCAUUCAGCAUUGGUGUUGGUGUUCCCGUUUGGGCCGUCAUUUUCCAGCAAAGGAAGACGGCUUCAGCAUAGAGGGGACCUGAUCAUCUCCUAUCUUUAAAAUAACAAAGUUCCUUUAGGCUUGCCUUGGCUCAUGUAGACCAUGGUGCUCAUAAACCUAUUACAUUUUGGCAUCUGUAUGGUACUUGUUUUAGCUUUUGCUCUUCUUUUUUAAAUUCAUAAUUAGGAUUAUAAUUAUGAAAAGUUAUUGUAAUCCUAAUUGGAUUAUUGGGUACAUGAGUACAUCUUUGUUUUACAUUUGCUCAAUCAUAAGACCUGUCUAUACAUAUAAAUAAAUACAUAAUGGUGUCAUAUAUAAACACUAAAACACCAGGCGGAUUGGGGUGUGGUAUAUCAAAUCGCUGUGGAUGAGGAUCCAAUUUUAAAAGGAUUUUCUAUAUGAGUUGAUUGGUUUAUGCAAAUUCGGCUGAACUGCUGAAGUGAUUGAACUGAG